Messenger RNA from Sipha flava (yellow sugarcane aphid), 2314 nucleotides. RefSeq lists its product as uncharacterized. The record is from RefSeq and is a predicted model, not a curated record. Bases 267 to 1586 code for a protein of 439 amino acids. Lineage: Eukaryota; Metazoa; Arthropoda; Insecta; Hemiptera; Aphididae. The transcript has 9 exons.
UGCGUUGCUGACGAUCAGACCAUCACUCCGACAGUCGCUGGCUCGUCGUCGCUGUGCUGGUCGUCGUGCGCUCCGUUGUCGCCGUCGUCCGUCUUCAAUCUGUUUCCCGAGAACGGUUCUUGUCCACGGAGGUUCUAUUGAUAACAGCGAUAUAUAUAUUCAUCAUAAGUACGAGAACGCGCCCGCGCGCGCACGAAAACCGUCAACGCGAUGGCCGCGUGAUUUUUUUUCGCACGACCACCCCUACGUUUCCACCCAGCGAUCCGAUGCUGAUGCUGUUACUGCUGGUCGUGGCUGCGGCCGUGAUCGUCCGCGGUGGUUCGGCCACGUACUGCGACGACAACCUGUUCCAUGCGGCUGGCAAGUUGCACCUCUCGUCGUCAUCCCCCGGCGUUCAAUUCACCAAGGAGCUGAGCGCCUCUGAGUAUGGGCCUCUGAACUCGUUCAAGAAGCUCCACUGCUGCGGCGAAAACUACCUCAGUCUCGAAUGGUUCAAAGAUAAUCGUUCCUAUCCGUGGCCAAGUGAUGUUUCCAGUUUCAUAUUGAAUCCCGAGAGCGCUAAUCAAACGAUAUACACGCGAAGCUUAACAUCGUCUGACCAUGGCGUGUACACAUGUCAACUGGCUAACCAUACAAACAUUGUAAAUCAUUCAAUACAACUCGUCACUAUUGAUGUUACAUCUUAUUGGGGAGAACCAUUACCCACUUAUAAAAUACCCAACAAACACUACGCACAACCAGAAGAUUCAGUUAGACUGUACUGCGAAGGUUUUGUUGGCAAAGUUGGUCUUCCGGAUGCUAUCAACACGAUUAAGUGGACGAAGAUCGGUGGAAAUCAAACCAUCGAAUCAAAUGAAAAAUAUAAAAUAGUAGAAGUUUCGAGGGAAAACGACCAAGUUUUGGGAGCAUUCUUGUUCAUAAACAAAAUUCAAGAGACUGAUUACGGACAAUACAUGUGCUCCAUCAGCAAUACUGAUGACCAGAUUGUGCAACAGUUUACUAACAUUACAAAACCCGUUUUUAACAAUGAGCAAUUGGAUGACAAAAAAGUGCACAGAGACCUUAAGUUUAUCAUUCUUGUCAUGUUGGCGUUAAUAUUGAUCGUUUGGAAACGGCGGUGGUUGUGCUUAACAUUUGAGAGGCUGAAGACAAAAUUAGAUAAUGAUAAAUACACAUUAUCGGAAAAAACUGUGCAUAAUAUAAUCGUAUUUUACGACGAGGACAACAAAGACAAUGCACAAUACUUGGUAAAAAAAAUGGAACACCGUGAUAAUUUUAUAACAAAAAAAUAUUAUAUCGACUUUAGCGAAGAUUUCAUCAAAAGGCACACGGACUUAGUUAAAGGUUUUGACUUAGCCAUAUAUUUAUUGUCUUCAAAUGAUACGAUUACAUCAUCUCUAAUGACAAAAUCAUCUCAAAAAUCAUUCAUUCAAGACAGCGUACCACCUAAGAAAUACAUAAUCGACUGUGAUAAUAUGCCUGUGACGCCGACAAAAUCGUGGUGCGACCGUGUCUUGGCGGAUUUGAGCACUGAACACACGAAACGAAAUCAAAACACGACGAACAAAUUAUUCAGAGUCGUAUGAUUUAAAAUUUGGUAACGGUAGUUAUUAAAUAUUGUCGAAACAUAGUAUUCCUAUAUACACCAAACCCUGUAACCAUGGGAUGAUUCCUUAAACAAUACGUAAAAAAACCCCUUUAGGUAUUUAUUAUUAUUAUUAUUUUAUUACUAAGACAUUAUUAUUUAUAGUAUUAUUAUAUAUUAUUAUAAUAUAUACUUAUUAGCAGACGGCAGUAAAAUACUGUUACGUUGUUACAUGCGUUUACUAUACGUAGACGUCUAUAGUUUAUAGUUAUUCCAUUUAAUGUUUCAUACAUUUAUAUUUGAAAGUUUUGUCGUUUUCGCAGCCGCCGCAGUAAAUCCGUUUACGGCUACACGUGUGACGUAUAAAUAUUUAUAUUAUUAUUAUAGUGUCAUAAAAAAAGUAAAAUCGCCAUUAGAUAUAUAACUAUUUUAUGUACUGGAUGUACACUAGAUACGAUAUGAAAUGUUUAAUACAAAUAGUAUUAAGUUUAUUUGACCUGCCCGUAUUGUACACGAAAAUAAUGUUGAUUUAUACCGAAGACUUGUUGUCUUCCAACUUCCGCGAGUAUAUUUAACAAUUUUUUAUAUUGUUUUUUGAUAAAAUUUUUUAUAGCACUUGUUCAAUUAAAACCAUAUACAUUUUUUCUCUCUAUCACUGUUCGAAUCCAAACAUAAACUCGUUUUACUUUAGUCAAAAUACUGGUAGUUUUAGUUAGAGUUAAUACAAAA